Lachancea dasiensis is the source of this 1134-nucleotide messenger RNA. Lineage: Eukaryota; Fungi; Ascomycota; Saccharomycetes; Saccharomycetales; Saccharomycetaceae. The record is from the annotation of a GenBank genome assembly.
AUGUCCGAAACACUACAGGAAUUGCCCAUGGGUGUGCUGCCGGCGGAUUCCGCCCAAAACUCGAUACAGGAAUCGCUUCAGACCCAACACCAACAGGAGCCACAGGAGCAACAGGAGCAACAGGAGCAACAGAUGCAAUCUCCCGCACAACAGCCUCUGCAAUCUCGACAAACGUCGGGUAAGUACACGCUCAAAGACUUCCACAUUUUACGAACAUUAGGUACCGGUUCUUUUGGCCGGGUCCACUUGGUGCGCUCCAACCACAAUGGACGCUUCUACGCCAUGAAAGUGUUGAAAAAGAAAACCAUUGUUAAGCUCAAGCAAGUGGAACACACCAACGACGAAAGGCGCAUGUUGGCCGUUGUCACACACCCGUUCAUUAUUCGCAUGUGGGGAACUUUCCAAGACUCCGAACAAGUGUUCAUGAUCAUGGACUACAUCGAAGGUGGUGAGCUUUUCUCCCUCCUGCGCAAAUCUCAAAGGUUUCCAAACCCCGUUGCCAAGUUCUACGCCGCCGAAGUGUGUUUGGCUCUCGAAUAUAUGCAUUCCCAGGACAUAAUAUACCGGGACCUGAAGCCCGAAAAUGUGCUUCUGGAUAAAAAUGGUCAUGUCAAGAUCACAGAUUUUGGUUUCGCCAAACACGUACCCGACGUGACAUACACCCUUUGCGGAACGCCAGACUACAUUGCCCCAGAGGUGGUGAGCACAAAGCCUUACAACAAGUCCGUUGACUGGUGGAGUUUUGGCAUACUGAUCUUCGAAAUGCUGGCUGGCUACACACCCUUUUACGACUCUAACACUAUGAAGACUUACGAAAAUAUUCUAAACGCUCAAUUGCAAUUCCCACCUUUUUUUCACGCAGACGUCCAAGACCUACUGACCCAGUUGAUCACUCGCGAUCUGAGUAAGCGACUAGGGAAUCUGCAGAAUGGCACCGACGAUGUCAAGAACCACGCCUGGUUCAGCGAGGUGGUAUGGGAGAAACUGCUGUGCAGGAACAUUGAGACUCCAUACGAACCUCCCAUUCAAUCGGGCCAGGGCGACACUUCCCAAUACGAUAGAUACCCAGAGGAGGAAAUAUUUUAUGGAACUGACGCAGAAGACCCUCACAAGGACUUGUUUGCCGAGUUUUGA